AUGGUCGGGCUCAAGCUCAUGCGCAACCCGUUCCGGGCGCGGUCGCACUCGGACGGCCUGCCCGAGGACAACAACCAGCUGCUCAAGCCGAGCGAGCUCCCGCCCAAGCGGCUCUCGAGCCUCAACGUCGAGCAGCCCUCGGGCCGGGCCAAGCUGGCGCCGCCACGCCACGGGACGCCCGAGGAAGACGGCGACGACGACGCUGCCCAUCCCGCUCCAUCCAAGAAGACACCCAUGACGCUCAAGGCUGCGUUGGCAUCCACGUCAGGCUUUAUGUACAAGAAGCUCGCCUUUCGACAGAGCCCCGAGAAGAGCGAAGGCGAUGGGCACGACCACACGCCCUGGGACUCGGACUCGGACGAUGUCGAUGGCAUCUUCCCCAACGGCACGGUCGUCGCGACCAAGUAUGGCACCGCGCUCAUCCUCGAGUACCGUCCGGACGACCGCAUGUACGUGGUCAAGACGUUUUGGCACGCGACCGCCUACUUCAACGCCGAGACGGUCGUGCGCGAGGUCAAGUGCAUGAUCGGCGACCGCGUCAAGACGCGCUGGGGCCUCGCGACGGUUGAGAGCUACUACUUGGAUGACGACAUGUAUGGCAUCGCGCUCGAUUGGCGCUGGGACGACGACCACGUGUGGCGCAUGAAGGCGACCACCAAGAUGUUUACGCCGAUCGGGAAAACCAAGUCGCGCGCGCAACUGACCAAGGAGCUCAUGCAAAAGACCGCCGCCGUCGGGUACUCGUCGCUGCGGACGUCGACGUCGACACUGCGCUCGUCGACGUCGAGCAGCUACAACUCGCUCGUGACGCGCAUGUCGUCGAUCAGCACCACAAUGAGUAGUCCCAAGCCUCAUGACGAUGUUCCGGCCAAGGCCCACCCCGCUGUCUGGACGCCGUUUGGCGAAGGCCGCGUGCUCGGGAUCCGCGCCAGCGACGGCAUGGCCAAGGUCAAGCUCUUGUCCGGCCCCACGGCGUAUCUGCUUGCAACUUCGCUCGAACCACUUGCUUUUGGCACCAACGAGCACGUCGCCACGACCUUUGGCGAUGGGUACAUAAGCGAAUACCGCCACACGGACAGCAUGUACACGGUCGUCCUGGCGGCGUCCGGGGUCACGCUGUACACGCAGUCGCUCGAGUCGCUUCUCAAGCCAGCACCGUCCUCGACGACGACGACUAACGCGACAGCAUCGUCGCUCUUCAAGUCGCUGCCCAAGGUGCCAUUCAGCGCGCCCAAGCUCUUUACGGCCGUCGGCCGCAAGGAAAAGUACGCAGUUGGCGACCGACUCAAGAGCCCAUUUGGCACCGUCGUCGUCACCGAGUACCGCGGUGAGGACGACGUGUUUGUGUGCCUCAUGGACGCGACCGCCGGCGUCUUGUACGUCUCGGGCACCAACAUGGAGAGCAUGUUCCCCGAUGCGCUCAACCCGACCAAGAUGACGGCGCUGCUGCAGAUGACGGUCCAAGCGACUAAAAGUCUCCAGACUACGACUGUCCAGUCGGCGUCGGUCUUGCAAAAGACCGUCAUGGACAAGUGGGAGGCGUCGCAAAAGAAAAAGCCCAAGUUUGCCGUCGACGACCGCGUCCUCUGUGGUGUCUUUGGGUCGGGUUUCGUUCUGGACGUGAACGCCGAGACGAGCGUGUACCAUGUCAAGCUCCGGAAGCUUGGGGUCGAGGGCCACUUUCACGAGGCGGCGCUCCGCCCUUUCCCGUACGAUCGCGCGACGCACGUGAUUGUGGGCGAGAAGCACACGUCGGUGCCGAUGGAAACGUACCAGGCGCAGCACAAGAAAUCGCGCAGCGAAAUCAUCAAGAGCUCGAUGGCGGCCAACCGCCAGAGCAAGCAACACCUACCCACUCUCUUCUGA
Molecule: messenger RNA, 1866 nt
Organism: Saprolegnia diclina VS20
Lineage: Eukaryota; Oomycota; Saprolegniomycetes; Saprolegniales; Saprolegniaceae
Exons: 4
Coding region: 1-1866 (621 amino acids)
Source: RefSeq, a predicted model, not a curated record